Messenger RNA from Acanthoscelides obtectus, 5522 nucleotides. NCBI's taxonomy places the organism in Eukaryota, Metazoa, Arthropoda, Insecta, Coleoptera, Chrysomelidae. The record is from the annotation of a GenBank genome assembly.
CCUCAAGGUCAACAUGACCCAAGUCAUCAGUCAAAUUUAGCUGUAUCUAUGUAGCAGGGUAGUUGAAAAUUGGAUUUCUGGUAUACUUUUAUACAUGAAGAAAGAACUUCGUUAAUAGGUCACGCGCAAGUUGUUUUGUUCUGCUUGCUGUAUAGUGAUAUAGUUCCAAUUAAUGGUCAUUUAAUAAAUGCCCAGCUUAUGAACCGUUUACCUGGAAAAAGUUUUACUAUUGCAAAAAAAUCGGCUUGCCAUCUGCCAGAAACUCUGUUAGAUCAAAGCAUUCAUUUCGUGUUGCGUGUAAAAAUCCUAACCCGAGAACUUGCAUCUUAAAACCAGACAUGAAAUCUCAUCAGAAAUUAUCUGAAUAACAAAAAUAUAUGGUAAUGUCAUGAACCAUUAAGUAAACCUGAAAUCCUGUUAGGUGCUCUGACAUACCGGAAAAAAACCCUAUAGGUAAUAAAAGUUUUACAAUCAGUUAUCAUCGACUAGGAAAUGUUUAAACUUUAGAAGUUUGUCUAGACAUCCAUGCAGCUAGCCAGCUUUGGUUUGACAGGUUUCAAUUGAUCUUUUCCAAGUAAAAUAAUUCAUGGGCCGGGCUCUUGGACCAUAAAUUGUGACAUACAACAUGAUAACCUACAGAAGAUUAUUCUACGAGCAUCCGAUCAAAUAUCUGUUUACUUUUCAUUCCAGUUCCUAACAAACUCUCCCUCGCAACAUCAACACUCGCCGUCUGUCGGUGGUGGCGGGCAUCACUUGCACGCUAACGCGUUGGCUCUCCAACAGAAACAGCGCUCGUUCCUGGCGUUCGGAUUCGGCGCGAGUGCAGCGCCCUCUAGGCGGGAGUCGCACGUCAACGUCAAUGUGACGCCCACAUCGCACGAGGUGUCGUCCGACACGCCAGAGAUACGCAAAUACAAGAAACGGUUCAACAGCGAAAUAUUGUGUGCCGCUCUAUGGGGUGUGAACCUAUUGAUUGGUACAGAACACGGACUGAUGCUGUUGGACAGGAGCGGUCAAGGGAAGGUGUACCAGCUCAUAUCAAGGAGAAGGUUUCAACAGAUGGAGGUGUUGGAAGGACAAAAUAUUCUCGUGACGAUAUCAGGGAAGAAGAAUAGGGUUAGGGUGUAUUAUCUCAGUUGGCUGAAGAGCAAGAUCUUGAGGACUGAUGGUGUUAGCGAUCAAGUGGAGAGGCGAAACGGGUGGAUAAACGUGGGCGAUCUACAAGGCGCAGUUCAUUUCAAAAUCGUCAAGUACGAGCGCAUCAAGUUCCUCGUAAUCGCGCUGAAGGACAGCAUCGAGAUAUACGCUUGGGCGCCGAAGCCCUACCACAAGUUCAUGGCGUUCAAGUCCUUCUCUGACCUCACGUACCGACCUCUUCUCGUUGACCUCACGGUGGAAGAAGGUACGCGGCUGAAGGUCAUCUACGGCAGCAGCGAAGGCUUCCACGCCGUUGACCUCGAUUCCGCUAGCGUAUAUGACAUCUACCUGCCCAAGGUAAAUGUUGCCGCUACGCAAACUGUAAUAACACCACACUGUAUAGUUACUUUACCGAAUAGCAAUGGUAUGCAGCUUUUGCUGUGUUAUGAUAAUGAAGGAGUAUAUGUCAACACAUAUGGUAGGAUAUCGAAGAACAUGCUGCUCCAGUGGGGAGAGAUGCCGACGUCAGUGGCGUACAUCGGCACCGGUCAAAUUAUGGGCUGGGGCAACAAGGCCAUCGAAAUCAGAUCGGUGGAGUCCGGUCAUUUAGACGGCGUAUUUAUGCAUAAAAAAUCGCAACGGUUAAAAUUCCUCUGCGAGAGGAACGACAAGGUCUUCUUCUCUAGUGCUAAGAGUGGUUCGUCGUGUCAGAUUUACUUUAUGACACUCAACAAACCGGGAAUGGCGAACUGGUAACAGAAAUAAUUUGCACUAUGCAACUGAAUUUGGAAUGAGGGGCGGAUAAAGACCAUUUUGCUUGCGCCUUCGGAUGAGUUUCAGAAGGUCGGAAAGUACUUUCACAAAGUAUAUAUCCUUCCAAUUUGCUUGUUUUUUAGAUUCACAUUACGUAGAAAUGUGGGAAAAACAAAGGAGGAGCACAUUUCCCUAAAUAUCAACCAGAACAUUGUUCUUUCAGACUUUAUUAAAACACCUCCCAUCAGCAACUGUUUUUUAUUAUAUUGUUCACUUAGAUUGGCUGCAUUCAUGGAGCUGUAGGGCUUAAGAUCAGUGUCCGUUUGACUCAAAUGGUCGCUGAUAGAAAGCGCCCCAGUGCUGUGCUUCUUUGAUUGUUGAAUACACAAACCAAAAACCUUGAACAAAAAAAUUAAAGACAAGCUCCUGGAAUUUUAGGACUUCUGCUCUCAUGUUCUUGAUGCUUGUUGUUUUUGUUAAAGGCGCAAGUAGAUGUUUAACGAUCCCUCAUUCUGAAUUCAUAUGAUAUUAUACUACAACCGGACUACAAUAAACUGUAUAAUAUUGGGAGUGAGUGAGGUAUGGUAUGACGCUUUUCCAUAUUUUUGGACACCACAUAUAUUUUAUUUUAGAGUUGAUUUUAUAGUAAAGUGAGGCAAAACUCGAAACUGUGUACAUAUUUGUUUGUAAGCCUAUUGACGGCUUUAAUGUUUCUCAUCAAAAAAUAGUAUAAAUACAGUUGGUACACAAUAGAUCUGGUAUGGUGAUAUAAUGCGUGAACAAAAUCCAACACAAUUCAGUCAGGAAAAAACUAUUUGCAUCUUGUCUUGAAAAUAAUUUACCUGGAUCUAUGUUCAUAUUCUGGAUAUGAAGAGGUUAAAGGAUUUCUUUGAACCUCAUAGUUCCUAGUAACAUCUGGUACCACGUUACUUUUGUAUCACAUACUGAGAUUUGAUUGUGGAUCAAGUUUUGUAUUUCCGAAGAAAAUACGUUCUGUAGUGCCCAUGCUACUUACUUUUAAGUUUAAGGGAAAUUAUAACUGCAUUAACAUUUCUAACUAGUAAGCUGGGUUUAAGCUACCUGAAAUUGAAUCAACGCAGAACCUAGUGUAAUGUUUUUUCUGUUGUUUUAAAUUGAGGUAGUUUAGUGCCUAAAAGUCAAAUGGAAAAAACACCUAACAAAAAUUUUGGAAAAUGUGAUAAAGGUAUCAAGUAUUUAUUUACUCAACCCUAACAAAAGCUUUCCAAACGCUAGAUUUACAUUUUAUUUUCGAAAUGGUGCUAGCAUUUGAGAUUGAAUUAUACAAAAAUUGGCACUGCACGAGUAAAAAAAUAAAUAACAAAUGUACUGAGGUUUCCGGCUUUUCGACAUUCUAUAAGCCAUUAGUAAUCAUUGCAUUUUUUUAUAUUUCCUAUUUUAAAUAAUGGCAUGCAAAAUUUUUUAAAAAUCCCGUUUAGCAAAAAGAUAAUGCUAGGUGCUCUUCUUGUACAAGCUUUGCAUGUGAUCAAGAAAAUUAUCGGGAAGCUAUGAAUUUUCGAGAUUUAUGGUUUGCGUAGAGGGCCAUCUUUAUUUAGAAAAUUUAUUUUUCACGUUGUCGUAUCUUGUAAUAAAUUGUGAUAUCAAGCUCUAACCUUUUGUGGAUUAUUUUUGUUAUAUCACUAACACACGUUUCUUAUCUUCGGUAGUGAGGGAGCAUUUAUAUAAUUUUUUGGUGCCAACCAGGUGUAUUUUUUAGAAGUGAUGCUCACAGAAGUUGUAGAUAUAAAAUAGGCGGUAGUUAGUGUAAUAUUUGAUAUAACUAAAUUACUCCUACUACAUCUUUGUAAUGGUGCAAAACCAGGUAACAAUAUUUUCCAAAGGAGAGGCUCACUAUUAUCUGUGGAUUGAAAACGUUCAAAUAUGACUGGCAGAAAGUAUUGAAGCAAAUCGUUGAGGUAGAUCUUUGUCUUCUUCAGCGAGUUUUAAUCUUCAAUGGUAGGGCAUACGUGUCGCUGAAAAAGGUAUCGUUUUUUACUUGGAACUAUUUUUUUAUUCCAAUGGAAAAGUAAUGCCCUUCAGACAAUUUCUUAGGCUAACGCAAAUAUCUGAAACUUCACAUUAAUAAUGUUUUAUAAAAAAGCAUUACUAAUUUUAGUGAAAAUACUUCUUUUCAGUUGAUUUUGUAUGUUCCUGUCUUUCAAUGCGGUGGUGAGUCACACCAGUGUGUCAGUUUAGUGAUUUUCUUUUUUGUAUAUACUUAUUUGCAUAAAGACCAUUGUAUACAUUUUUCAAUGCGAUUUAGCAUUUAAGCACUACAUAAGCAUGUCGACUGUUUUUCUUCAACUUUUGGCGACUGAUCAGACUGUCUUCUUUUUAUACGCAGUUUGUAGGUUACCAAAAAUUUUGGAAGACUUACCUAUAUUAGACAAAAUUAGAGUGAUAAGGUAACCCUUUUUAUACUAGUCUGGAAUAAGUGGGAUAAAACAGUUUUGUAUGGAAAGUGCAAAAAUUAGAUAAUAUUUGUUAAGAUGUACGGAAAGUAUAAAUAUGCUCAUAUGUUUCAAAGUAUGAACGAGCACUUGAUUAAAAAGGCAGGAAAAUAUAUAUAAAAACAACACAUCUUAGCUGCUCUUGAAAAGCUUUUUGUUUGAUUUCAAAACCAGUUACACUAAGAUUAUAGUUUCACAGAUUCUCGAAAUGAUCACUGAUAGUCUAGCCUACUGGUGGUAGCUUUUAGCAAUAAUGAUAAAAAUCAGAAUCGAUUAUUAAAGCAAAUGUGCGAGUUUUUACUCUCAGCUACCUCCACAUCAAUCGACUACCCAGGUAUUCUCCUUUAAAAUUUUCCUAUGUGUUGUGAAGAAAAAUUAAAUACGCAAAGACGUUUUGUAAUAAAAAUUGGUGUAUUUAGGUUGUCUUAGAUUUGUUACUUAAGUAUACACAACAGUGUUGUUUGCAAGAUUGUUACGUCUCUCUGUUUUGUCUAAUUUUUGUUCCUGUAUUACAUGUUUCAGUAUGAUUGCACAUAUGACACAUUUAUGGUUUUUCAAGCUCAAUUGGUAAAUUCAGGAAGUCUAUAAUUGGCAAUUUUACUUGAUCCAAAACUGCUAAAUUCGAAGCUUGUUAUUUAUGGAUAAAUAAUGAUCGAUAGCAUCAGCUCUAUUGUAACGCUAUUUUAUAAAAAAUAAAUGUCCCACCCAUUUUUGUUAAGUACAUUUUUAUCGAUGCUCUCUUAAUUUUAUCCAAAAUCUAAUAAGCUUCCAUCGUAUAAAGUAAGUUACCGCGUACCUAUUGUAGGAUGUAUAAAUAAUAGCAACACUGAAAAUUUAUUAACUGAUGAUUAACUCUGGUUGUAUUCUUUGACCUCAAGGGAGGUUGAUUGGAUUUGUGUUGUUAUUGUUUUUUCAUCCAUCGUUAAUGUAAUCAAAAUUAUAAGUUUUUUUUUGUGAAGUAAAAUUUGCCGUUGUAGGUUUCAAUAGAUUUGGUGCAAUUUAAGACUGUUUAUAUAUUUCUUUGUAUUAUAAAUAUACUUAGGACGAAUCAUCAUUAAUCACUUUUUACUUGCAGUACUUUUUUAUUUGCAUAUAAUGCCUUCAUGUAAGAAGCUCGUUCUAAUGCUCUUUUAUAAUAAUUUCCAAAGAAAUGGUAUAUGUGUG